AUGGUGAGUUAUAUAUUUUUACAUGAAAUUGAUUUUUUUUAUUCUAAAUUUUAGUUUGGUUGGAUUCAUGAAAGUUUUCGACAAUUGGUGACAAGAAAAUAUGGAAAAGAUAUUUGGGAGAAAAUUGUGUUGGUUUAUUUUUUUUUCAGAAUUUUCAGAUAAAUUCGAGGGAAUAUUUACAGAUCUUUGGCAAAAUUUGAACUUGGAACAGAAAGUGAAAUUGCUCAUUAUUACAAUGAUGAAGAAACAUUACGAUUAGUCAAUUCAAUGGCUAAUGUAAUUGGAAUACCAAUUGAAGAAAUAUGGGAAGCUUAUGGUGGUUUUUUGAUUCAAUUUACUAUGGAAACUGGAUGGGAUGAAUUACUUCGAGCAAUGGCUGCUGAUUUAGAGGUUCAAUGAAAUCCUAGUUCGAAAAAUUCAAUAAAAAAUAUUCAGGGAUUUUUGGAUUCUCUUGACUCAUUGCAUUAUUUUAUUGAUCACGUUGUAUACAAAACAAAAUUACGUGGUCCAUCUUUUCGAUGUGAUGUUCAACAAGAUGGAACUCUUUUACUACAUUAUUAUUCAAAAAGAAGUGGAUUAUAUCCAAUUGUAAAAGGUAACCAAGGCUAUACAAAGUUUGUAUCACAAACCAAAUCAAAUAAAUAAUUUUAGGUGUUGUUCGAGAAGUUGCUCGUCGAAUUUAUGACACUGAAGUUGUUAUGAAAGUUCAAGAAAGAAAACAAGAACAUUUGGAUGCAUAUGUUACAGAACAUGUUGUUUUUGUAAUAAGUCAAGUUGAACAUCAAAACAGUGUUCAAAAAUCAAUAUCAUCAAAAACAGAUUCAUUGGUUGAUUUAUCUGGAGGAGUUUAUGAUAUUUCUCCAGCUGAUUUUGCACAAGCAUUUCCAUAUCAUAUAUGUUUUGAUCCAGAUCUUUUUCUCGAACAUUUUGGAAAUUUUAUUAAAAAGAUAUUUCCAAAUGCAACAAGACAAGAAACUAGAAUAACAGAAAUGCUUGAACUUGUUCAUCCAGAAGUUCCAUUUUCUUAUGAAUCGAUUAAAUAUUUCAAAAAUAGUCUUUUCAUUUUUCGAUUAAAAGGAACUGGAAGUGAUUCAUCUGGAGAAGAUCGAUCUGUUUUAUUGAAAGGAUCAAUGGUUUUUAUUGAUGAGGGAAAAUAUAUUCUUUAUAUGUGUUCUGUGAAUGUAACAACAGUUCGAGAAUUAAUUGAUCGAGGAAUUCAUAUAUCAGAUAUGCAAAGACAUGAUGGAACACGAGAUGUUAUUAUGUUAAAUCAAAGUAGAAUGAGUCAAGUUGAAUUGAAGUUUGUGACAACUUUGUAUUUCUUUGAAAAAUACUAUUUUUCAGUCGAACAUUGGAAGAAACCACGAAAAAAUUGAAAAAAAUGGCUCAAGAAUUGGAAAUUGAAAAACAAAAAACAGAUGAACUUCUUUGUGAAUUAAUGCCAGCUUCAGUUGCAGACAGUUUAAGAAGUGGAAAAACAUCUGAUGCCAGUAAAUUCAUAUUAUAAACUAUAUAUGUUGAUUACUAAUAAUAUAAUUUAUUUACAGAAGAAUUUGCCGAUUGCACACUUCUUUUCACAGAUAUUGUAACAUUUACUAAUAUCUGUGCUUUAUGUACACCGUACGAUGUUGUUACUCUUCUCAAUGAUUUAUAUCUUCGAUUUGAUCGUUUGGUAGGAUUGGUUAGUUUUUUUUUCAAAUUCUGAAGAAUCAUAGAGUACUGUAGUCAGGAUAAAUUCAGAAUUUUCCAGCAUGAUGCUUACAAAGUUGAAACAAUAGGAGAUGCUUAUAUGAUUGUUGGAGGAGUUCCAGAACAUUGUGAUAAUCAUGCUGAAAGAGUUCUUAAUAUUUCAAUCGGAAUGUUAAUGGAAUCAAAACUUGUUCUAUCUCCAAUUACUCAUAAACCUAUAAAAAUACGUCUAGGAGUUCAUAGUGGACCCGUUGUAGCUGGAGUUGUUGGAAUAAAAAUGCCGAGAUACUGUUUAUUUGGAGACACUGUGAAUGUGGCAAAUAAAAUGGAAUCUUGUGGAGUUAUGUGUAAAAUACAUAUAAGUGAAUCGGCAAAAACAAAUGGAUUGAAAUCAAAUCAAAGUUAUGUAUUCAUUGAUCGAGGAAAUACAGAAAUUCGUGGAAAAGGAUUUAUGUAUACAUACUUUUUGGAAAGAAAUGAUCGAAUUAGUGUUUGGGAAUUAUGUGCAAGACCGAGAUGUUAGUUUUUAUUGCUGAAAUUAAUUUUCGAAAAUUCAAAAUUUUCAGCUGGUGAACAAACAAUUGAUGGUUAUAUGGAAUUACACGAUCAAUCAAUUUAUCAAGAAGAUGCUGAACAAACAGAAGGAAAUGGACCAGUAAAUGGAUCAAGUGUAGAUCCAACAAGUCAUCAUAUCCGAUCUCCAACUUGUACAAUUGUUUGA
Messenger RNA from Caenorhabditis angaria, 2410 nucleotides. The record is from the annotation of a GenBank genome assembly. Lineage: Eukaryota; Metazoa; Nematoda; Chromadorea; Rhabditida; Rhabditidae.